Molecule: messenger RNA, 421 nt
Organism: Neltuma alba
Lineage: Eukaryota; Viridiplantae; Streptophyta; Magnoliopsida; Fabales; Fabaceae
Product: 60S ribosomal protein L24-like
Exons: 4
Coding region: 85-378 (97 amino acids)
Biological process (GO): cytoplasmic translation
Cellular component (GO): cytosolic large ribosomal subunit
Molecular function (GO): mRNA binding; structural constituent of ribosome
Source: RefSeq, a predicted model, not a curated record
GCUCCAAGCUGGACCAUACGCAAUAGGCAUUGAAGAGAUGACAAGAAUAACUUCACUUGCCAAUCAUGCCUCUCUGGUGUUGUCAUGAAAAAGACGGAGCUCUGUCAAUUUAGUGGGGGCAAGAUCUACCCUGGGAAAGGCAUCAGAUUCGUUCGCUCUGAUUCUCAGGUCUUUUUGUUUGCCAGCUCAAAAUGCGAAAGGUACUUCCACAACAGUUUGAAGCCUUCAAAACUCACCUGGACUGCCAUGUACAGGAAGCAACACAAGAAGGACCUUGCCCAAGAGGCUGUGAAGAGGCGUCGCACCACCAAGAAGCCUUACUCUAGAUCGUUUGUCGGUGCUAAUUUGGAAGUUACCCAGAAGAGAAUUGUGCUUUGAUAAAUGUGCCUGUGGAGGUUGAGAGUGAUGACUUGCAAGAGGA